AUGGAUGUUGCUCAAGGUUCCACUCCUCCUAUGGUGCCACGUAUUCCUUCUACUAGUUCUAUCCCUACAUAUCAGAUUGAGGACGUCUUGGAUCAUGAAGUUGUGGCCUUGUCUACUGGAGGUUCUACCCGUUAUCUAGUUCGUUGGGUUGGAAGGCCUACUACUAAGGAUACUUGGAUUACAGAAGCUGAAUUUCGCCAAUUGGAUUCCACUCUUCUGCAAAGUUAUCAAGAUGCUCUUCAUGAUCUUGAUUUGGCUACAUCCCGUCCUCCCAUCAUCCAUACUUACAAACGUCGUCGUCAUCCGUAA
Molecule: messenger RNA, 309 nt
Organism: Prunus armeniaca (apricot)
Lineage: Eukaryota; Viridiplantae; Streptophyta; Magnoliopsida; Rosales; Rosaceae
Source: the annotation of a GenBank genome assembly